Molecule: messenger RNA, 987 nt
Organism: Anopheles stephensi (Asian malaria mosquito)
Lineage: Eukaryota; Metazoa; Arthropoda; Insecta; Diptera; Culicidae
Exons: 2
Coding region: 191-973 (260 amino acids)
Source: RefSeq, a predicted model, not a curated record
CGUUUCGAUCUUGUUUGCUUCUUCCCUCCCGUUUCCCACGGUAAUCGUUAAUCCUCUUAGAAUGAAGCUGAGUUUUCCAGUUAGUUCCGGUCGGAGCUUUGCGGCUAGAAGAUGAAAAGUUAUAUAAAGUCAGUCGACGCACUUCACCGGGGUUUAUUCUUGAUUGAGAUCUUGUUCCGGUUAGUGCAGUAUGGUUCGUAUGGCCAUGGCACGAGUGAAUUUCCGAACCGUAGUUGCUUUCGUUUGCCUGAAGUGUGUUCUAGCGCACUCUCCUCCGGUGGUGAUAGACAAGCGUGUAGUGCUAUCGUCCGUGUACGAUGCCAUCAAAGGAAAUAGCAUCGAUCCUUCGACCAGCGUGGCCACCAUCGGGGAAGAUUCGCGUAAUAAACGAAACGUGCGAUACUACACUUACGACGAUCCACAAAAUGAUGAUUUAUUUCCCGGUUAUGGUGAAAUUGUCCAUCCACCACAAUCAGGACCGGUGCAAAAGCAGUGCAAACCCGAACCAUCCUCCGCGGUGCAGUCGAUCAGCAUUUCCGAUCACAGCUGGACGGGCAUCGGUUCGUCGAUCAUUCACCUGCUCAAGUAUCUGAUCGCCGGGCUAGCCGUAUUGACGCUUCCCGUGCUAUUGCUGCAAGCCUUCAUCAUACCGUUAAAAAUUCUAAUGGGAUUAAAAUCGGUUGCCGUAGCGAACACGCUCGUGCUCGGGACGUUCCUGUGGAAGUAUCUCAAUCGACGCCGGGUACGGGACGAUGAGGACGAUGAUGAUGAUGAUGAUGAUGGUGGAGGCGAUCAGCAGCAGCAGUCGUCGGGGGUUGGAGCACCCGGGACAAUCGAUGGUGGAGCUGGUGGAGGGUUGCACAACCACGAUAAUCGGUUCUUUCCCUUCCGGGCGGAAGAUUUUGAGCAUAUGACCGAGGAGGAGAUCAAAACGGCGCUGAAACUGUUGCUCAAGCGAAAUAAACGUUGGUGAUGCGCCUUUUUAAU